AUGGGAAGUGGCCUUUUUCUACAGCUUCUGCCCAGCACGCUUGGGGGCAUAGCCUUUGCCGUCCCCUUACUCCUUGCCUUUGUCCAGAUCGCAACAUACGCAUACAACCUCUUCUUUCAUCCGCUCCGAAAGUUUCCCGGUCCCAUCACCUCUGCUAUCAGCAACAUACCUCUCACCGCAGCAGGAUUGAGAGGAGAUGGAGUGUAUUGGAUCGUCGACCUUCAUCAGAGAUAUGGCGAGGUCGUACGAGUUGCACCGAAUGAACUGAGCUUCAGCGGCAACGGAGCGUACAGAGAUAUCCACGGACACAAAAAGGCUGGCCUGCGAACGCUUGAGAAAGAUCCACAAUUCUACAGGACCCCAUCCGGUGAACGCGACAUAGUCAACGGCGACUUCGACGACCACGCCCGCAUGCGACGUGUCUUUGCACACGCCUUCUCCGAUCGCGCUUUAAAGCUACAGGAACCAUUGUUCCUAACACAUGUGGAUAAGCUGAUCAAAAAUAUGCGCGAGGCUCUCAUCCAGGACCGUCGCCACAAGUUCGACAUGGUUCAGAUGUGGAAUUUUACAAAUUUCGACAUUAUGGGUGAUCUCACAUUCGGAGAACCCCUGGGCAUGCUCGACAAAUCGAGUUACCAUCCUUGGGUGCAGGCGAUGCUCUCGUCUUUCAAGUUCGGCGUCUACGUGCAUAGCAUCCGGCAUCUGCCCUUGAUUGGCCGUGUACCCAGUCUCGAGGGAUUGUUACUCCGGUUCUGCAUUCCCAAGAAAGUCCUUGGUCAGAUGGCGCUCCACAAAAACUUUUCAGAGCAGAGAGUCGACACACGAUUGGAGAAGCAGGAUGCAAGGCCGGACAUGUGGGGAUUGGUACUCGAGAAGGAGGGACAGAAUGGCUUGACCAGGCAAGAAAUGUACUCGAACGCAAACCUGUUCAUGAUCGCCGGUACGGAGACGACGGCCACGCUAUUAAGCGGUCUGACCUACUAUCUCGUGACGCAUUCGACCAAGCUGCAGAAACUCACCGACGAGAUUCGCUCGACCUUUUCGUCAGAGACGGAAAUUUCAAUCGAACGACUGCAGGCCCUACCUUAUCUCAAUGCUUGUUUGGAAGAAAGUCUUAGGAUGGAGAAGAAGUCUGGCUUCUCGCCUUUCUCGACUGGACCCAGGGCUUGUUUGAGCAAGAAUAUGGCAUACCAUGAGAUGCGUCUCAUCUUGACCAAAGUGCUGUACAACUUCGAUCUCGAGCUUUGUGAGGAGAGUCAGAGUUGGAUACAGCACAAGAUCUUCAUCAUGUGGGAGAAGCCGCCAUUGUACUGUCGUCUGAGGCCUGUGAGCUGA
Zasmidium cellare ATCC 36951 is the source of this 1335-nucleotide messenger RNA. RefSeq lists its product as uncharacterized. NCBI's taxonomy places the organism in Eukaryota, Fungi, Ascomycota, Dothideomycetes, Mycosphaerellales, Mycosphaerellaceae. The coding region runs from base 1 to 1335 and encodes 444 amino acids. Gene Ontology annotation, molecular function: iron ion binding; heme binding; monooxygenase activity. The transcript has 7 exons. The record is from RefSeq and is a predicted model, not a curated record.